AUGGCGUCAACGAAGAAGGAACGAUGGCCCAUAAAGAUAACGUAUUUCUUCCUGUCCCUCGUUGGCUUUGGAGUUGCUGAUACAAAAAACAAAAGACAACUGUUGAAUAUCGCACUGCAUACCUCAUUGCCCCUGAGUUUGGUGUCCUGUUGGUUUGCUGGAUCAAAUUUUUACCUGACAAUUACAGGAGAUGGCGAACUUUCUGAUAAAAUAGAUGCUGCUUUUCUCGUGCUUGUUGUUUUUCUGGCUAAUUCUAAAUUGUAUAUGAUUGCCAUAAAACGACAGCCUUAUGAACAUCUCCUCGAAGUUACAGACAAGACGUUGUGGAUUCAAUCGUGGACGGAUUAUGGAAAAGAUGUUUUGGAUGAGUGUGAGAGACAGGCGAUUGUUGUUCUCUUUGUUUUUGUUAUUCUGGGACAUGCCUCGGGGGCUGGAUGGGUUAUCGCACCGUUAGUCUUGAAUAUUAAGGGCAAUAGCAGUGAUCCAGAUGACCGUCAUUUACCUGUCAAACCGAUUCUCGGUCCUAUCUCUCCAUUCGAUUCUCCUUAUUUCGAAUUAAUAUUCGCCCUGGACGUAUUUGGAAGCUGGGUGGUAACACUUUUGUACUUCUGCUUCGAUUAUUACCUCGUCCUGGUGAACAUCUUCGUGGUCGGUCAGUUUGGGAUUCUUAAACAGAGAUUCGAGGAUAUAUACACAGUGGGAUCGUUUUCCCUAGUGACAGAAUUUCGUCUGAAUGAUGAUAAAUAUGCUGAAAAAUAUAAAUCAAUGGAUUAUAUUCUACGAGAAUUCAAGGAUUGCGUGAAGCAGCACCAGUUUCUGAUUGCCAUCGUGGAGGAGGUGGAGGGCGUUCACAAGUUGAUGAACCUGAUGCAGGUGCUCGUGUUCAGCUUGAUCAUCUGUAUCGUUGGCUAUCAAUUACUCAUGUCAGGGAGUGCAGUGACACUCGUCAAGAAUGGAGUAUUCAUCUCUAGUUGUCUUAUCCAACUGUUCGCGAUGACCCUCUCCUGCCACAACAUCAUGAUAGCAAGCUCCGAUAUUUCUCAGGGAAUAUAUUCCUCAGGAUGGUACCUGGAGAAUCACACCCACGUGGGACGAUCUUUGUCCAAGGAUUUCAUGAUGGUCCUGAUGAAGACCAAGUAUCCGUGCUAUCUCACUGGCUGUGGCUUCUUUCCCAUCACCCUGGACACCCUAAAAUCGGUGAAUAUUGGAUUAUCUCUUCUGUACGAACAUCGAUUAUCACAACUUCUUUUUCGUACUUGACGUUGAUAAGGCAAAGCAUUGACGAGUGAUUUAGGAUAUUUAGGCGACGAAUUAUGGAAAUCUUAGUGCGAAAUCAGAAUGUAUAAAUAUUGCAGAGAAAUAAAACGGAAACACAUUUGC
Messenger RNA from Fopius arisanus, 1380 nucleotides. Its product is annotated as odorant receptor Or2-like. NCBI's taxonomy places the organism in Eukaryota, Metazoa, Arthropoda, Insecta, Hymenoptera, Braconidae. Gene Ontology annotation, biological process: sensory perception of smell; detection of chemical stimulus involved in sensory perception of smell. The transcript has 6 exons. Bases 1 to 1260 code for a protein of 419 amino acids. Gene Ontology annotation, molecular function: olfactory receptor activity; odorant binding. Gene Ontology annotation, cellular component: plasma membrane. The record is from RefSeq and is a predicted model, not a curated record.